UCGAGACUCACUUUCCGAAUUCCCAAUACUCCAACCGGCAGCCACUCCGGUUUGCCCAAUCAGCCUGUUUCCCAGCGUGGUUGACCCGUUUAAGGCACACCAUGUGCGCUUGCCCUUGUUCAGGAAGGAGUCAACCACCUCAGACGAAUGGCCCUGAAUCUUGCCCAGCUCCUGGUUCCCAGGGCGGACCUGGUGGUCGUGGAGGUGGCGCUGGUGCUGGUGCUGGUGCUGGUCCUACCCCAAAGCGAGGACCGUGUGGUCCCAAGCCUUGUGGCGGAACAAAGUGCACUAAGUGCGGUAAAGGUGGCCCUGGAGGAAGGGGUGGCCCUGGAGGAAGAGGUGGUCCCGGAGGAAGAGGUGGUCCCGGAGGCAGAGGGUCUCCCGAUGGCGGGGGUGGAGGCGGAGGACCGUUGGGCCUAAGGGCCCCACCAAAUAAUCGAGGCCCCAAGGCUCUGGGACUGGCUGCUCUGCUCUUUGCCUUCGGCGUCUUCCUCACAUUGAAAAUGGGUCUUGUGGCCAGUGAAAUUGGAUGAGCGCACACAAGACAGUAUGGGGCCCGGCUAUGAUCUCCAAUGCGGAGUUAGUUCAAGAUCAUUUAAAAGGCGUUGCGUUGGGAAAAAUAAAUUCUAAAUUGCGUAUUUAGCA
Molecule: messenger RNA, 645 nt
Organism: Drosophila yakuba
Lineage: Eukaryota; Metazoa; Arthropoda; Insecta; Diptera; Drosophilidae
Product: S-antigen protein
Exons: 2
Coding region: 102-533 (143 amino acids)
Source: RefSeq, a predicted model, not a curated record